CACCAAACCAGUCAAAAUCUGCCAAGACUAACACAACUCCGCACUUUACGGUAUGUCUUAACAACAUCACGACCUAUUGCUUCAACACGAAGGGAGACUGCAGCUUGCUCUCCAGGCCUACAAUACCAGACAGUUUCAGAGCCAUCAGGCUGCUGCUGCUGCAUUCAACGUUAACCAACGCAGGCUCUCUGAACGCGCUAGCAAUACUCCAUUUUGACUUAACGUACGCGCAAACUGCUAGAAGCUUACUGCAACUAAAGAGCAGACAAUUGUCUAAUAUAUCCUUAACCUUAAUUUGUGAGGAUUUGCGCCUCAGCUGUGUAAGGUGGCAGAUAUAGCUAAUAAACUAUUAGGUGUGCGUAGUAGGGAGCCUGUUAGUAAACUCUAGGCUAUAAGAUUUGUAACGCGUUUAGAUUAGCUUAAGAUAGCGUUUAACUAAGCAAAGGACAGACAGAGGAUACUGUAGGAAGAUCCUAAGGUAAUUAACGCGUGGUUUAUGCUAGUAGAGGGUACUAAGGCUAAGUAUAGCAUCUACAACAAUAACAUAGGUGUGAUAGGGUUAAUAAAGGUUGUCACAGGCGCUGAGAGACGCGCUCAACCUAAGCUUGUUCAGCCAGGCGAUUGGGAGUGGGUUACAGUUAUACAGAGCAUCUGCGCUGCUGGAUAUGCGACCCCGCCUUUCAUCAUCUACAAAGGACGCAUCCACAUCUCUGCCUAG
Molecule: messenger RNA, 718 nt
Organism: Didymella exigua CBS 183.55
Lineage: Eukaryota; Fungi; Ascomycota; Dothideomycetes; Pleosporales; Didymellaceae
Exons: 2
Coding region: 497-718 (73 amino acids)
Source: RefSeq, a predicted model, not a curated record